This is a messenger RNA of Arabidopsis arenosa, 3212 nucleotides long. NCBI's taxonomy places the organism in Eukaryota, Viridiplantae, Streptophyta, Magnoliopsida, Brassicales, Brassicaceae. The record is from the annotation of a GenBank genome assembly.
GCUCCAUCUCUGUUAGAUUCAACACACGGUAAGCCUUUCUCCACGAAUUCGCCUCUGCAACAGUAAUUUCUGGUUGUUUUGUUUUGUAAUUCCGAUAACUAUUGGUCUGUAGUUGGUGAAGAAUGGAAGAAGAGCCGUUGCCUAAACGUAUGUUCUGUACUGGGUUUGAGCCAUCUGGAAGGCAUAGGGUGAAUAACUACUUUAAUCUGCGGUGGAUUGAGAACAUAAAGCAGGCGCUUUCGGAUGCUGAUAAUGAGCGGUUGUGUAACUCGCAGUUUGGUUCUUUGAUGUUGAUGGGGAACCACACAUUCUCUGUAAUGUUUGUGCAUUACCUCCUUUCGAGGCAGUUGGUGACCAACAAGAAGUAUGAGUUGUGGUGGGUGUUUGCGGGUAAGCCAAUUAGAUAUGCCAUUGAGGAUUUUGCUCUUGUAACUGGUCUCAAUUGUGGGAAGACUGGAUUUAAGCCCGAUAGGGGCAGGGGAAUAGCUGUAAGGAGAGGAGCGCAUUUGAAGACUGCUUUGUGGAAAUCUCUAUUCGGCAAUCUUGCUAAGCCUACAACAACAUGGAUUCUGGAGAAGUUGCUUUUAGGGAAAAAAUACAAAGAUGAUGAGACACGUUUCAGACUUGCGUUGUUGCUUCUGGUGGAUGGCAUUCUUUGUCCUACUUGUGCAAAGACAAACGUCAGUCCAAAGCAUGUUGCAAUGGUAGGUGAUAUUGAAGUAUUUCUGAAGUAUCCGUGGGGGCGUGAAUCUUUUUUAAAGACUGUUGUGAGUGCAAAGGCGCGGACUGCUAGACAGUUAGUGAAUGAGACAUGUGCCAUUCAAGGUUUCUCUCAUGCUCUAGUGCUUGUAACUGUUGCGUGUUGUCCAAUGAUCAUCCGAAGCCCUUCUGUUGGGCUUAACAUUCAUGAUCCUGCAGUUCCAAUUAGAGACAUUGUUCAGAAUGUUAUUGAAAGGAGUUUAUGUAUCAAUGUCCACAAUGCCCGUAUGGUUGAUCAAACAGGCCAGGCCCGAGUUACAUCCAUUCUGAAUGAAGAAAACCAGGAGGAGGUGUUGGAUCUGUCCUUCUCUGAUGAAGAAGAUGAUGAAGAAGUAACACAUCUUGUUCAGUUGGUGCAUGAUGACCAUCCCUUUGAACAUAAUACUUGGACUGGUGGUAGGGAUGCUGCUGCGAUUGAAGCUGAGCCUAGUGAGCCUGUAAUGACAGAAGUCGAUGGAGAAGAUGUGUCUAGUGAGGACGAGGAAGACCCCAGGGCCACUGGAACUGCCCACAAUUCAAGUCAGUCUGCUGCUGAUGAUGGGAGGUAUGUAUCAGUACAGGCGCUUAUAAAAGAAACAGCAGAUGCGGUUGAAGAACGCUAUCUCAGGCUUCAUCAUAUUGACAAGAUGGAAAUGAAGGGGUACAUUGAUUCUGCAAUGUCAGAUUUAAAGAAAGACAUUGCUGUAUUGAUUGAAGCUUCUGGUUGUGAAUGCAAAAAGAGGAUGCCUACUGAAGAAACUGAACCUGAAGGAUUUGAGGUUCCUCAGACUGGAGCUGUUGGGGAUAAGGAACCCGGAUCUGCUGGUUCUUGUAAGAGUCGAAAGAAACCAUCGCAGUCUAGUGUUACCCGGAGUAAGAGUAAGACAAAUAAGAAGCCUAGGGUUGGAGGCUCAGUAACGCAACUUCCCAGACCUGAGAAGGAGCCCCGCAAGAAGGUUGUGGAGGAAGAAGCUGGGGACGCUGAGAUGUCUGGAUUAGAAGAAAUAGCUCCACCUACAUUCUCAGUUGGUCUAACCCAGCAAGCAGUGGGUGGACCUGUGUUGGCGGAAGAAAAUGAACCAGCUGCUGUGUAUUCUACGAAGAGUCCCGCUGAGUUAGAUGCACCUACUUUUUCUUUAGGAUUGACACAAGAAGGUGUUGCCAUGAGGACUAAUAAGUCAACAGGGAAGCGUAAGGCAGGAGUGGGGAACCCGCAACUUCCAAGCAGACAUAGCUUGCGUGUACGUGACAGCAUCACAAAGAUCUGUGUUGAUGCUACGCCUAUAGGGCAGGGAAGAAAUAAACGACACAGGUCUGGGAAGGAAGAUGAUUGUGUUGACGUUACCAGGACAAGAGAGAUACCUACAGCUAUGCUAUUUACAGGUGAUUUUGAUCCAUUUACUCCACCUAGUAAAGUGAAGGUGCAAGCUUUUCUUAAGCAGAUGGAAAGGUCAACCUCUUAUGCUGUAGCAGGGGGCAUGGUGGUGGAUAACAUAGAAUUUCUCCAAAUUUACGAAGCCACAGCUUUUCUUGAUGAGUCGAGUGCGGAUAUGUUGGUCAAGUUCAUCCAGUUACGUCGUGAUAGGACACCUAUGCUGCGUUUUGAUUUUCUACCAUCCACCUUUGUGUCUGAGCUGUACCGGCAGUACAAUCGCUUUGUGAGAUCGCCAGACAGGAAGAUGUUUUCCUUCUCCAAUGUAUCCAUUGCUCCCUUUAUUACAAGACCGAAAUGGAUGCAUGAGGUUGAUGUUGUCUACAUCCCCAUGCAAGUUGAGAGACAGCAUUGGAUCGGUUUGGUCAUUGACUUGAAGACGUGGAAGCUUCUUGUCCUUGAUUGUAACAGAGGACGCUUGAGUGACCAGCAAAUAAGUCAGUAUCUUGAACAUCUUUCAAUUAUGCUGCCUUAUCUCUUGGCCAGACAUGGAAUCAAUGAGGCUGCCCACAAUCCAAGGCUUGACCCUAUGUCUAUCUUAAGGCCUACCAUACCGUUCCACUGUUCUGCUUUGGGUUUGGUUGGGAUUGCAUCGAUUGUUCUUCUUGAGCUGCACGCAGUGUCAUCACUGCAAACAUAUUACAGGGAACUUGACGAUGAAAAGAUCCAAAUUGCAGCAAAACAGUAUGCUAUUGAAGCAUUUGGUGCAUUUUCUCCAACUCCUAUUGCUCUGUAGACAUCUAUGUAGUAAAAUGGUGCAUUUUCUCCAACUCCUAUUGCUCUGUAGACUUCUAUGUAGUAAAAUGGUGGAAUUCUUUACUUUUUAUCUUGUACUCCUAGUAUCAAAUCUUUGGAUUGGAUGUUGUUUACUGUUUAAUUAUUGUAAACUUAUUUGGAUGAUUUGCUACUAUGUUAAAAAGUAUUUGAUGUUUCCUUGAGAAGUUGCUAUAUAGUUCUAGUAGUCUCUAUAAUAUUUAGAUUUAGGUUAAUUGUGGUUUGUUUUUGUUAUGUUCAGAAUUGAUAAUCAAACUUUUAGUCAACA